Messenger RNA from Acipenser ruthenus (sterlet), 5212 nucleotides. Its product is annotated as cytoplasmic protein NCK1-like. Lineage: Eukaryota; Metazoa; Chordata; Actinopteri; Acipenseriformes; Acipenseridae. Gene Ontology annotation, biological process: negative regulation of PERK-mediated unfolded protein response; negative regulation of endoplasmic reticulum stress-induced eIF2 alpha phosphorylation; positive regulation of translation in response to endoplasmic reticulum stress. The coding region runs from base 287 to 1426 and encodes 379 amino acids. The record is from RefSeq and is a predicted model, not a curated record. Gene Ontology annotation, molecular function: ephrin receptor binding. The transcript is spliced from 5 exons.
GGGAACGACCAAUUGACGCACGAGAGGGCAGGACUUUGGAAGCAAGUUAGAGUGUAGAGAAAAUUAAGUGUUACCAGGAGUUAGCUUACACAGCGGGACGAGCUGUUUGAAGAGAAGUGUCUCACUGUAACCACUAUUUUGUCAUUUUCAAAAGUGUGAGGAUAUUUGCUUUUCAAUAUUUAAAGGACGACAAAGCCUUUCGACCUACGUGCUACGGUCAGCAUUGAGCAACACACCUUUUGAAGUGGACAGCUUUGAUGUGGCACUGUGCUGAGGUCAGUCGAAGAUGACGGAAGAGGUUGUUGUCAUCGCCAAGUUUGACUACGUGGCCCAGCAGGACCAGGAGCUGGACAUUAAGAAGAAUGAGAGACUUUGGCUGCUUGACGACUCCAAGUCAUGGUGGCGAGUUCGUAACUCCACGAACAAGACCGGCUUUGUGCCGUCAAAUUAUGUGGAAAGGAAGAACAGUGCAAGAAAAGCUUCUAUUGUAAAGAAUUUAAAGGACACCUUGGGAAUUGGGAAAGUGAAGCGGAAAACCAGCAUGAGAGACACGGCUUCAAACGCAGAUGCCGACUUUUACUCGGACAACGGCGAGCGGCUCUAUGACCUCAACCUGCCAGCGCUAGUCAAGUUCAGCUACGCAGCCGAGCGGGAGGACGAGCUUUCACUGGUCAAGGGGACGAAGGUCAUAGUCAUGGAGAAGUGCAGCGAUGGUUGGUGGAGGGGCGGCUACAAUGGACACGUGGGGUGGUUCCCCUCCAACUACGUGGUGGAGGAUUCUGACGGCUCGUCUGGAGACCCUGUGAGCUCACUGACUGAAAAGCUGGCUGCCGUGGUACAUAAUGCCAACAGCAGCCGUGUGUUGCACGUGGUGCAAGCCCUCUACCCCUUCAGCUCCUCUAAUGACGAGGAGCUCAACUUUGAGAAGGGCGAGAUCAUGGAUGUUGUCGAGAAGCCAGAGAAUGACCCAGAGUGGUGGAAGUGCAGGAAAAGCGAUGGCCAAGUGGGGCUGGUGCCAAAGAACUAUGUGAAUGUGAUUCAGAAUUCUCAGAACUCUCCAAAUAGCGCCGGGCCCCCCCCACCGGACUGCGAUUACAUAGUGCCGGCCACCAGCGGGAAGUUUGCAGGCAAGCCAUGGUACUAUGGGAAAGUAACAAGACAUCAGGCGGAAAUGGCUUUGAAUGAGAGGGGGGAAGAAGGAGAUUUCCUCAUUCGAGACAGCGAGUCCUCGCCAAAUGACUUCUCAAUCUCUUUGAAAGCACAAGGCAAAAAUAAGCAUUUCAAGGUGCAGCUAAAGGAUGGCCUCUAUUGCAUUGGACAGCGCAAAUUCGAUUCUAUGGAAGAGCUGGUGGAACAUUACAAAAAGGCACCCAUUUUUACCAGCGAACAGGGAGAUAAACUGUACCUCGUUAAGGCCUUGUCUUGAUCACCAGAAAAAGAAACUUGGAUACUUUAUUGCGACCAGCUGGUGGUAAAGAACAAAAUUACUGUGGACGCUAUGUAACAAAAAGACGGAUAAUGUUCAAUUCAUGUUUUUAGGUCAUAGGUAUGUAUGUACAUUGACUACAACAGUUAUUUAGCUUAUACCAAUUUUUUUGUUAAUAUAUCUUCCUAUUUUAAAACGCUCCUUUUCUAAUGUGAUUCUUUGGCCCUGAAAAGCCCUUUUAUGAUAGUCAUUUUAAAGCUAUAGUAUAUUUUUGUUAAUUUCCACAGAUAGAAGACACAAUUUCAGUUUUGGUAUUUCAACAAAUCUACACCUGUAAAUGACCAAUAAUCAAUAAUAAAGUAGUCUUGAGUGUAAUUGCGGCCUGAUCCCCCUUGUGCUUAACCUUGACAAGCCUGCCUUUUCUUAUUAUGCUGUUUUUAGUUUUGCUGACAAUUUGUUUAUUUUAAUUUAAGAAAUGAUGUGAGAAUUGAAUUUAAUUAGAAGUACAGUACACUAAACCACUUUGCAGUCUGGAACAUGCCAAAAAAAGAAAGAACAAACAGUUUUCUCUGUGUUCGCCUCAGUUGUCAACACAAAGAUGGCAUUGCUAAAAUGCGCUGUACAAUUGGGUAGUAUGUGCUUUUAUUUAUAUACAGGCUGUCAUUUAACAGUUUAAGAUGCAAGACAGGAAGAAACCAAAAGUAUAACUGUACAAACAGACCACCCUAGGACAACUAAUUAAAUAGUUCAGUGUCUUGUACUGAAAAUACAAAUGUACAGCUAUAAAUAAAAUUAUAUUUGUUUAGUUUAUUGGUCAGCUGUUUUGCGUGAAGGUGUCUUUCUUAGCUGUGUACACAGAUCUGCAAUGUUGCAAGUACUAAUGAAGAGCAUUAAACUGUUGUACCAGUGUUUACUAUAAUCUAGCAUUUGUGGAUACAAAAGUAAAUCUCAGAACAAUUUGUUUUGAGGUGCAACUGUAACAGAGCUCUAUUGCAUAUCUGUUUCUGCAUUUAGACUGCAGAUGGACUAUUUUACAUGGGACUGCUUCACAAGAGAACAUCUUUUCACAAGGCAUAAUGACUGCAGAAAUGGACGACAAUGUUCUGAAUCACUAGAUGGGUUUAAGAACAACUUCAUUUAUUGCAACCAUAUGCUGCUCUGUUUAAGGUUCAAAGAACUGAACAUUUUAGUUGAGCUAAACUGUAUAUUCAGUAAAGUGGGCUUCUUCCCAGUUUGAAUUGGCAGCAAGCAUGCAUCACAGAAAUAGUAGCAAGUGCAUCAAGUAUCUCUUUUGAGAAGAUUGAUUAGAGAUGUUAAGCUUGUGUAGUGGUAGUACUGCUGUAGUAUUUAUCCUUUUACUGCAUAUAUACUUUAAAAUAUUAUAAUCUAAUUGUUCUAAUCUAAAUUAUCUUUAACUUUCCAAGAUAAAUGCAACCACUCCUCCCCUCCUGAAGUUUCGCUGGAAUCAAUUUUUCCCAAGGUGACAUUGUUAGCUGAGAUAAAAGUAUCAUAGCCAAGGUCACCUAGGAGAUUUAUAAAAGCUGGACUUUUUGUUUUUAAAAUAUAUUUUGGGUGAUGGGAAAUAAAGCCAAGCAAUGAUAUAGAAACCACUAGCGUAUUAUACAGCAAGAAGACAAAACAACUUGUUCCUUAAGACUAUACACCAAAGCAAAUUAUUGAUCUCUUCUUAGCAUUUAAUUCACUUCUGUUUUGGUAAUACAUAGCCCCCAUGUUUGCAUACUGAUAUCUGUUAACUUGACAAGGCUUUCUGGGUACCUAGCAAAAAAGCUGUACUGAUCCUCAGUUAUGAGGAAGGAUUUGUAUGCAGUCACAGGAGAUUAGUGUAUAACCAGUCCUCAAGAUCUUUUAUAAUAUUUGUAUCAUGUGCACAUUAACUGUCUUAGCUGGAAAACCUUAAUUAUAUAAAUAUUUAAUCAACCUAUUUUGUUUUUUAAUGCAAAUGUGUGGGUGAAUAAAUUUGAAAGUUGUUUUUCGAUUUUAAUUGCUUUGAUAGGCUGUGAACUUUGUGGUUGAGACGUUAUGAUUUCCAGCUCCUUUGUCUAGUUUUACACAUUUUGUUUCUGUCAGGAAGUUGUCAGUAAGUUGUACUUUACAUGGGGACCAGGGUUUAUGUCCUGGCAUAUUAUGGGUAUGUGAAGGUAGAUGAGGAUGGAAACUCUGAACAAGAAAUGGUACAGUCCCUGGAACUGAGUGAGAGAGUUGUAUUGCAACUAGGAUUCCUUUUAAAUGUCUUAACAGUAGCUGCUGGAGUUUGUCACUUCUAAAAUGAAUAAAUAAAUAAAUUAAAUGAUGAAUAAAUUUAAAGGGGCUUAUGUUUGCUUGUAUGUCUUUUCCCUUUUCUGGAUUAUACUAAAAUUGAACCAAGAAAGAAUUGGUGUCUGCUCUCAGUGGCCAAAUAAUGUGAGAAUGCCUAGGCUGUUUUAAACAUGUGCCUUAGCUGUGAGAAACCAAAGCUUGCAGUGGUGCCAUACACCAUCUACAUGUUCCUUAUUUAUUUUGCAGCCUGAUUUAUUUAAUAUCGUAAUACACAUGUUUUGAAUGAUUUGAUGUUUCUGCUUAAAUCAGUAUUUGCCUUGCUUGCUGUUCCAGCAAAAAAAACCUGAAAAGACUCCUCAAAGGUUAUUAUGAGGAAUCGAGGUGCAGAAGCAUAUCUAUCCUGGCAGGCGUCAGUGCACAAUGCUUUACCUAUGGGAUUCAGUGCACAGCCCAACCCUAAUCUUCAUUCCCAUCUCUUCAGCAUUUCAACCUUGAGGAGUGUUUUCAGAAGCUAUUGCAGAUAAUGAUAAAAGAAGAAAUAGAGAAUCCCAGAGAACACUCUUAAUAGAAUAUUGAGAUAUUAGAAUAUGUAGCUGUUCUAAAUCCCUGGUGCUGCCAGUGUUUGCAAUGUUUCUGCUGAACGCCUUAUUUAAGAGCAUGCACCGUGUUGUGGGUGUGUAUGCUGGUCAUGGCAUUUGCUUUGCUGGGGCUUUUUACAUUUUUUUAUUUUGUAUUAUUACUAUUUUAUUGUGUCUUUGAUGCAUUUAAAUAGUUAAGUGCAUGUGUUUUUAAUACCUAUUGCAGUAUAACUAUUGUGAUUUGAUAAUCCUUGUUUUAAAGGUUAUUUCUUUAUUUUAUCUUAGUCUAGGUGACAUCGAUGCUUGAUUUACCUUUUAAAGGUUAGCUGUUGUGUAUAGGAUCAAGUGACUUUGUUUAGAUUUAUUUUCUGAUGUGUAUUUCCUUAGACAAUUCUGUUAUUUACUGUCACAGUUGUGAUUGCUGUAUAAACAGGGGAUUGCUAAUUAUAUUUGUCUUUAAUAAUAAUAUCCCUGAUGUAGAGAGUGGUUUUAUUACAGAAAUGGUGUGCCACACAUCUCCAAUUAUUCCAGGUAAAGAAUUUGUCACCUCAGAAGCUCACGUUUACAUUUUAAUGGAUUAACCAGAAGUCAGCCAGCUUCUAUACUGCAGGAAGAGUAAUCUACUGUACAUGUUCAACAGCAUAUUAACUUUAGGAGAACAUUCUUGUCUUUUUUUCAAAUAUCUUUGCCAAAUUCAGAACGAUCUUGGACAACUAAAAGGAUUAUGAAGUGUAAUAUCUUAACAUUGCAAAUGUCAUUAAAAUGUAGAAUAUUCAUCUUGUGCAAUGGAGUGAUGUGGCCUAUACUGUGAAAUUAAUGUAUUGUAUUUUUGCUGUUAAAGGAGGGGAAUAAACUUCACUUGUGAUUUUUUUUUUUUUUUACGACAAAGUUUCUUAGACAUAUAAAGAACAUAAUAAAGUCAUUAACUCUG